Molecule: messenger RNA, 4410 nt
Organism: Danio rerio (zebrafish)
Lineage: Eukaryota; Metazoa; Chordata; Actinopteri; Cypriniformes; Danionidae
Source: RefSeq, a predicted model, not a curated record
UGGAAUCAGGCAGUUGAUGCGGGCAGCCCGGCGUGUCAUCCUACACUCACUUUCUUAGCGAACCACACCGGCUAUACAGCAACAGGAGACGCGCAGCUCCCAAAUGGGGCACUUAAAACACAGAUAAACCGAUUACUUAAGCCUUCGCCCGGUUUAUUUUGAGGGGCCUGAGAGUGUGUGGCCAUGGGUGAUACAGAGCUGGAGCUUUCUCCCACCCAUCUUGAGGAGCUACAGAAAAGCCCCUCUACCUCCACCACCUCCUCGCUGUCCCUCCCCUCAUCACCCUCCUCUGGCCCACAUCCCCUCACCAGCUCCAGCCCGAGCACCAGUGAAGGCUUGCCCACCUCCAGCCCCCCUCUGGAUGUCAUAUCCGAAGGAUUGGGUGAGCUCAGCCUUGUCAUCGACACUGAGGUGGCCAAGAAAGCCUGCCAGGAAGUUCUCCAAAAAGUGAAGUUCCUGAAGGGCGAUGGAGAAGUAUCUUCAGCCAGCUCAGAGCCCAUUUUGGCGAAUGGCACAGCUCAUCCCGAGGCCAACGAUGGAGGACAACCUCCCAAGAUCAGCGAGGAGGAAGUGGAGCCCAUAAAGAGCGUGCGUCGUCGUCAGAAGAACAACUCCUCCAAGCAAUCCUGGCUCCUGCGUCUCUUUGAGUCCAAGCUGUUUGACAUCUCCAUGGCCAUCUCCUAUCUGUACAAUUCCAAGGAGCCUGGUGUGCAAGCCUACAUCGGUAAUCGCCUCUUUAGUUUUCGUAAUGAAGACGUGGACUUUUACUUGCCCCAACUGCUCAACAUGUACAUCCACAUGGACGAGGACGUGGGUGACGCCAUCAAGCCCUAUGUGGUCUACCGCUGCCGGCAGAGCAUCAAUUUCUCCCUGCAGUGCGCCUGGCUGUUGGGGGCCUACUCUUCUGACAUGCACAUCUCUACGCAGCGUCACUCGCGUGGCACCAAACUGCGCAAACUCAUCCUGUCAGACGAGCUCAAGCCCUCCAGCCAGCGCAUCCGCAGGGAGGUGCCGCAGCCUCCCCCUCCCUACCCCCCGCCCCUCCAUCACGGUCCGGGCAUGAGCGAACACAGCCUCUCGCCCUCCAAACGCACCCACCAACGUUCCAAAUCCGAUGCCACCGUCAGCAUCAGCCUCAGCAGCAACCUGAAGAGAACCGCCAGCAACCCCAAAGUAGAGACCAGUCAGGAUGAGGAUCUGAGCUCCAGCUCCGACAGUCUCGAGCUAGAGGCUGGUACACCUGUGCGUCUGACCCCUCAGAGGGAGUUCAUUAAGUCUCUGAUGGGGAUUGGAAAGAGGUUGGCCACUCUGCCCACUAAAGAGCAGAAGACUCAGAGGCUCAUCUCAGAGCUGUCACUACUAAACCACAAGCUGCCUGCCCGGGUCUGGCUGCCCACUGCUGCCUUUGACCACCAUGUGGUGCGCGUGCCCCAUACGCAGGCCGUCGUGCUCAAUUCAAAAGAUAAGGCACCUUACUUAAUCUAUGUAGAAGUUCUGGAAUGUGAAAACUUUGAGACGUCGAGUGUGCCUGUGAGGAUCCCUGAAACACAGAUUCGCAGCACACGAUCUGUAGAGAAUCUCCCGGACUGUGGCAUCACACCCGACCAGCGAGCCAGCAGCUUCUCCACGGUUCCCAAUUACGACAACGAUGACGAGGCUUGGUCUGUUGAUGACAUUGGAGAGUUACAGGUGGAGCUUCCAGAAAUCCACACCAACAGUUGUGACAACAUCUCCCAGUUUUCAGUGGACAGCAUCACCAGCCAGGAGAGCAAGGAACCUAUUUUUAUUGCAGCUGGAGAUAUCAGACGACGCCUGUCUGAGCAACUCGCCCACACGCCGACCACAUUUAGGAAGGACCCAGAGGAUCCUUCAGCUGUAGCCUUAAAGGAGCCAUGGCAGGAGAAAGUGAGGCGGAUCAGGGAGGGCUCCCCCUAUGGCCACCUGCCCAACUGGCGUCUACUUUCUGUAAUUGUGAAAUGUGGCGAUGACCUAAGACAGGAGCUUCUCGCCUAUCAAGUGCUGAAACAACUGCAGAUUAUCUGGGAGCAGGAGCGGGUUCCCUUAUGGAUCAAACCCUACAAGAUCUUGGUCAUCUCUUCAGACAGUGGCAUGAUUGAACCAGUGGUCAAUGCUGUGUCCAUUCACCAGGUAAAGAAACAGAGUCAGCUUUUACUGCUCGAUUACUUCCGGCAAGAACACGGCAACUUCAACACAGAAGAAUUCCUUACAGCUCAGCGCAACUUUGUUCAGAGCUGCGCAGGAUAUUGUCUCAUCUGCUAUCUGCUGCAGGUCAAAGACCGGCACAACGGAAAUAUCUUGCUGGACUCUGAAGGCCACAUCAUUCACAUCGAUUUUGGCUUCAUCCUUUCCAGCUCUCCACGAAACCUAGGCUUCGAGACAUCAGCCUUUAAACUAACCAGUGAAUUUGUUGAUGUAAUGGGAGGUCUGGAUGGAGACAUGUUCAACUAUUACAAGAUGCUAAUGCUCCAAGGCCUCAUCGCUGCACGCAAGCACAUGGAGAAGGUCAUCCAGAUUGUAGAAAUCAUGCAGCAAGGUUCACAGCUCCCCUGCUUCCAUGGCUCCAGCACUAUCCGCAACCUGAAGGAGCGAUUCCACAUGAACCUGACGGAGGAGCAGCUGCAGGUGCUGGUGGAGCAGAUGGUGGACGGCUCCAUGCGCUCCAUCACUACCAAACUGUACGACGGCUUCCAGUAUCUGACCAACGGUAUCAUGUGAGAGAGGACUGGAGCGUUUAAAACUGGAAGAGAGAGAGAGAGAGAGAGAGAGAGAGAGAGAAAAAAAAGGCUGCACCACUUUAAAUACCACUCCCUUAAGCACCCGUUUCUACACCUGUCAGACUGAUUAGAUCUCUAAUGAUGGAUUAUUUUUGUUAGUUUUUUUAUCCUGACUGAAGAGAGCUGUGAAGUUACUGUUUGUCGUCUUUUUCAUCAGCCUUUCUUUUCGUUUAAACCCUUCUCUUUUUGGUUUUUGUCAUGUUGUCUUGCAGUACUCUGGAUGCCCAGAGAUGAGUUUUAUCCAGCUUUCCAGUGCCUCAUUUAAACACUAAGCUGCUUUGUGACUUCUGGUUUUACUCUCACCUGUGUACUGACCGACUUCAACACCCCAUAAUAUCAUCAUCAUCAUCAUCAUCUGCUUUCUUUUUUGUUGGCAUACCACUAAUGCUAUGUGUACACUUUGGAUGAAUAACAUUCAAAAAUUCAACAUUGAGACAGGAAACAGGGGAUGCUGAAUCAAAGCCUGUAAAUUGCAUUGUGUACCGAGGGAAUCGGGUGGUAAACGCUGCUGCGUUGUUCAGCUUUGUGAAGUCAGUAUUACGUGAACCAUUUGAGAUAUUCAGCCUAGUGCUGUACAAUUAUGAGACUGUCAAGUCAUGAAAUGCUCACUCAAAGUGCUCUCGUUCACCCCUGUGAUGAGCACUUUUAUGCUGUUAUGGGGUCAAAGAAGCGUUUUUUUAAUCCAGUAUGGAUGUGUUAAUCGUCAAAACACCAAAGACAGACCAUUGACGGCACCGAUCACAUGAGAGUUUUAAUCUUCGGCUGAUACAGAAGAUAAUUAGGACCUAAUAAAAAGAUCUCGGUCUGUUUUCUAGGUCAAAAUAAAUGUAUAAAGAAACUGUUUUGAGUUUCCAAAGGUCUGGACUGAAAUGCGUUGGACUGAGAGAUAUGCACACACUAUUUAUUGCCCCUUUUACACAGAUAUGUCAUAUACUUACACUCUCAACUUGUCUUCUGUGGAUUUCAUUUCACUUUGUUGUUUUGUUCAGCGCAGAUUGUACAGCUAACCUGAACUGUAAUGUGCAUCUUUACAGCUGACCUCAAUCUGAGGUGGGCAGCCAUGUUUAAUUGUGACUGUGAGCCACUGGAGUUUUUGUUUUUUUACUAACUAAACAGAGAGAAGUUGUUUAGAAUCUGCUGCACAGGAGAAACGGAAAGGGCUAUGACAAACAAAAUCUACACAUUAAGUCUUGUUUUUUUUUCCUACACAUGUACAGGUAUAAAAAAAUAACUUCUUCUUUUUUAUUAUUAUUAUUUUAUUAUUAUUAUUUUCGUUAAUUUGAUAGAAGUUGAGGUGUGUGAUGAGCCUCGUCUUAUUUCCCUGUGAUCUCAGUGCUUCUCUUAAUAGUUUUAAUUUAGCUUCUUUCAGCAGAAGCUAUGAUUUCCUUUCAUUUGUUUGCCCGUGCGAGGGCAAUUUAGAUGACUUGUAUGUUUCCAACAGCUUAACUUUUCUCUUUACUGUUUUAUACUUCUAUGGUUUCAGAGUCAAACUUUCCUUUUGAAACUUGUAAAAUGGACCAGCUCUUAAGAUCAUGUGAAUAACCUUCCUUGUGAAUGUUCCUUUGUAUAAUAAAUUAAAUGUUCCCGUUCCACAGCUUGUAUAUUUCAAGCUUUU